UGACAUAAAUUUUUCAUAGCUUGAGAAGUUGAGAACUCGAUUGUGUAAGAAAAAUACCUACUAAGAAUGUUAGCAAGAACAGGCAUAAAGAGAAUUUUUGUAAAUAAAUUUAAAAGAUAUUACAGCGAAGGAACAACUCAGAACCAUGGUUCAGGCACAUCGUCUGUUCCUUCAUCUCAAGCCCCUAAAGUAAAUACCAAUGUUCCUGGACUUAGCAAUGCUGUCAUCCAUCAAGCAACCGAACCUUUGGGACCUGGUGUAGACCCUAACAAAAGUGGCCCUUACAAAGUACCUGAAUAUUUCUGCUAUGAUAAUAUGAGUUUUUUUGAAGCAGAAAUUGAGAUGUCAAAAUUCAGAUUGCCGCAACCAUCUGCCAUUAAGAAAUAGUCAAAAAACUGGCUGUAAAUAAUAUGACUAUUUAGUUGAAUCGUGUUGAUUAGUAAUUAAAUUAUAUUAAUAACA
Messenger RNA from Nymphalis io (European peacock), 462 nucleotides. RefSeq lists its product as uncharacterized. The transcript has a single exon. Gene Ontology annotation, cellular component: mitochondrion. The record is from RefSeq and is a predicted model, not a curated record. The coding region runs from base 67 to 387 and encodes 106 amino acids. Lineage: Eukaryota; Metazoa; Arthropoda; Insecta; Lepidoptera; Nymphalidae.